CGGGCAAUAUGGCAGCCGUAUUACCGACUACACUAGAUAUAUGACAAAAUCCUGCAAAUUGCGGGCCUUGGAUGCAAUUGUUGAAAGUCGAGCGCUCAUCAAAGAAAACAGCAUUUCCAUGUCCGAAGGUUGUCCAAACCCAGAAUGCGUUCCCAUUGUAGACGCGUCGAUCAAGCUGAGGGACGGAAGUAUUUUGGAGGUAACCAAGGAUGAGAUGAAGGCCGCGCUACAGUACGGAGAAACUGCUGGGAAACCAACACUGAGGAAAUGGCUGACGGAGUUCCAAAGACGCGUACACAAUCCGCCGACAAUGGACGAACGCGGUCUACCAAGCAGUAUGGACCUCAUCAUAACGUCGGGGUGUUCGGAAAGCAUAGAUCAGACUGUGGAUGCUAUCGUCGAAGAAGGCGAUGCUGUAAUAACAGAGGAGUAUCUGUUUCCAUUAAUAUUUCUAAACACCCAAACCAAUGGAGGACGAAUAAUUACAGUGAAAACGGACAGGCAAGGGAUGAGUUCGUCAGAUCUGGACCAAUUAAUGAGCACCUGGAACGAACUGACAGACGGAAAACGUCCCAAGGUUCUCUACUGCAUUUCCUCUGGAUCCAACCCAGUGGGAAUCACAUGUUCUCUGGCAAGAAAACAAGAGAUUUACCAGAUUGCCCACAAAUACGAUUUACUCAUCAUGGAGGACGAUCCUUACUACCUGCUGCAAUUUAACAAGCCAAACGUAGCUUCCUUUUUGUCGCUGGAUGUGGAUGGACGAGUUAUUCGUUUCGACUCAUUUUCAAAGAUCAUCACAUCCGGUGCCCGACUGGGUUAUAUCAGUGGUCCUAAACAGCUGCUGGACAAACUUGUCUUACACAUGAGUUCUUCAACUUCAAGUGCCAGCUGCCUAGUACAGAUAUUUGUUCUCAAGCUUCUGGAAUACCUCGGACAUGAUGGGUACUUGAGACACGGAGAUGACGUCAGCAGUCUGUAUCAUAAGAACGCCAUCAGUGCUCACGAGAUCGCGAAAAAACACCUCGAAGGUCUUGCCGAGUGGUCUAUGCCAGACGGUGGAAUAUUUAUCUGGCUUCGAAUUCUAGGAAUCCAGGACUGUUCUAGAAUAAUAGCCAACACAGCAGAGAAAGGUGUUGCAAUCCUUGGUGGAUCUGCACUUACGCCAGAUAAAAGAAAAUCAAACUGUCUACGGAUUUCCUUCUCAGAUCAGUCGAAAGAAAAUUUUGAAAAGGGUUUUGCUAUCUUAGCUUCAGCAAUAAAAGAAGAACAUGAUCGCAUGAAGUGAAGAUAUUCCUGUGACACGUUUAAAGAAAGUUUGUGCUAUCCUAGAAACACUUAUCAACCCACGGUGAUCCGAGGCAAAGCACUCGCAAUCGCUCGCCAGAAUAUAUAUAUAUAUAUAUAUAUAUAUAUAUAUAUAUAUAUAUAUAUAUAUUGUAUUUUUAAUUUUUUUUAUUUGAUUUUGUAUUUGUUGUUUUUGUUGA
This is a messenger RNA of Gigantopelta aegis, 1484 nucleotides long. Its product is annotated as kynurenine/alpha-aminoadipate aminotransferase, mitochondrial-like. The record is from RefSeq and is a predicted model, not a curated record. NCBI's taxonomy places the organism in Eukaryota, Metazoa, Mollusca, Gastropoda, Neomphalida, Peltospiridae. The transcript is spliced from 11 exons. The coding region runs from base 41 to 1285 and encodes 414 amino acids. Gene Ontology annotation, biological process: biosynthetic process. Gene Ontology annotation, molecular function: pyridoxal phosphate binding; transaminase activity.